GGUGGGUUGGGCGCGGUGUGUACACACGGGAAGGUGAACGGCCUCACAGUGCGUGCUUGGCCAACACACCGUGUUCGAGCGAAUAUUUUCACAUCUCACGUGAUAACCAAGACAGUGUAUCGAUACAAAUCAGUUUAGCGAUAGACAGCGUGGAACUUCAACUAAGGCGGAAAAAGGGUUAUUUUCUUUCACAUACAAUGCAGGGAUCUUCAGGCGUAGGUACUUCGCGCAUUCUUGGGAAGGGGCCUGAGUUCUUACGCAAGCAACUUGAACUAGAAAGCGAGGGCAAGGCGGGUAUGACGGCCGCGGAAAGACUGGCAGCUAGCAAGCCCCGCUACGUCAAGAGCCAACAGGUGGUCAACUCGACGCAGGAGCCGGUGAUCUGCCUCAACACGAAUUCUGUAAGUAGCAACGAUUCAUCCAACAGGAGUUCGAGUAAGAGCGGGAAUGAAAAGGCGACAGCUGAAAAAACAGUCUCAGGUGAACCAUCACCACCUGAGGACACUGUUGCCGUGAGACGCAGCAGCUCCAAAAAACGUCCAGAUUCACUAAUGUUGUACAGACAGAAAUGUGAGCUAAUACGGGGAUCGCCUGGGGUCAGGCACGAACGUAUUCAGGCCCGGAGAAUGCUACUGAACACCAUCAAAGACAAGACGGAGACAGUGACCGAGAUCAGGGGUAAAGAUGGCCAAAAGGAGGAGAAGGCGACCGAAGCCGAUGCGAGAAAAGGUGGCUCAAAAGAUUCCACUCCUGCUCCCGCUGUUGCACAAUCUGAAAACCGGCCUAAAGUGGACAUAUGCGCACAGCAGGAGAACACGGUUACCGGAGAUGGCCAGGAGCGGCCCCGACACAAGAGAGUGACCGAGGUUGAGCGCAGGGCGCGGAGAGGGAACGGAUUGGAACGAUCCCACUCUGACAUCAGCUCUCGGUACUCGAAAAACUUCGCUGAUUUCGACGCCUUCUUCACCUACUGCGGCCUUGAAGGCGACGUUGUCACCUCCCUUGGGAAAGAGAACUUCUCUGCACGCUCUGACGAAUUGGCGAGCAAAAUACGCAGCGUCAGUGUCAGUACUUCUGAAGACCGGUUCUCCCGGAGCAGUGGCUGCAGCGCCGGGCUGCAGGAGGAGGAAUUGCUGGAGAAUGCCCGCCAGGCCACGUCUGUAAUUGAGCGCAACGCACGGAUAAUUAAGUGGCUAUAUAGCUGCAGAAAUGCCACGGAAUCCGGCAAAACCCUACGAGAGCUGGCUUAAGAUUGUCCUUUUUGCUGUCUCUCAGAUAUGCAAGAUUAUUUUGUACAAUAUAUCCUCCAUAAUGGACACUGUCACAUAACUAAGGCCUGCUGUAUUCAAUAUUUGAUGCAAAGGCAUUGUUUUUUCUUUAUUUAAAUAUUGCUGCUGGAUCUUGGAUUUAUGGUCUGAUCAUAUGUAGCCUACAGUUGCAAUAAUACUAAUAGGCCAUGAUGAUGUUUGUUGUCUCUAAGCAUACACCUGUUUUCUCAGUGUUUUUGCUGCUGUGUGGUCAGGACCUGCAAUAGUGAGGCACCACAGAUCUGCUACUAAUCAGAAUGCAACAUGACACACACACACUUCAGAAUUAAGGCUUGUGGCUUGCCAGAAUAUGCCGCCCUUGGCAGCUAAAUUCUAGAAACUCACAUGAUGGAUGGAAUGUGUCCCUCGGAGUAAUCAACAUUCCUAGCCUGGAGUGUCAGAAAACUGCUGUCAGAUGUGUUAUGUUUGUUCUGUUACUGUGUCAUAGGUAGCAUGGAAAACAGUGUGAAGACAGUGUGCACAUUUGUUUAUCUGUAUUUGUUAAUCCUUGACAAAUGAAACACCCAACAGUUAUCUCUGUACCUUACUUAUCUGUUACACACUAUCUUGUGUGAAAGGACUGUUUUCUGAGGCAAAAGUUACCACAUAGCUAUUCUGUUUGCAUUUAUGAUGAAAAUAUUUUUUCUGCCUAGAAGUAUUUCAUGAACACCACCACGGUGAGCAGCUAAAUUAGCCUCAUGAAUCUGACGAAGAGACUGGAGCAAUAUUUCUCCUCCAUCUUACAGACACACAGAGGUGAGGAGGAGCAACGAGACUUGAUCUUACCGAGAGUGCUCAGGAGAAGGUGUUUGCCUGGAGCAAGUCUUCCAUGAAAGCAGUUUUUCGCUGAAUCAUGUUUCAUGUUCAUGAGACUUUCUUAGAAUUAGGUGGCUGUUCUGGGUUGGGCCUUCCAUGGGUGUGUUACAUCUGUGGCUGCCUGUGAAGUGGAUGACAUCACCAGGGUCGGUCACCCCUUAUUGGCAGUUUCGCCAGGGUUCAGAUGGGGGCCUACUGUAAAUCCCUUUCCUGUUGGAUAAAAGACUAACUAAAAGACUGGAAUUAAGGGUUGAAUAUUAAGAAUACAGUAUAUCAGAUCAAAUGUUCAUCUCCUGCUUCCAAUACUCCAUAAAAAGUGUUUUUAUAUUUACAAAAUAAGAGUAUUAAGCUAACAUUUUUGUCUAUUUUCAGUUUCUUUUUUGUUACUUGCAUGUGUGUGUUAGUUUUUU
Alosa sapidissima (American shad) is the source of this 2533-nucleotide messenger RNA. It is a transcript of the gene fam110c, whose product is annotated as family with sequence similarity 110 member C. The record is from RefSeq and is a predicted model, not a curated record. Bases 198 to 1250 code for a protein of 350 amino acids. The transcript has a single exon. Lineage: Eukaryota; Metazoa; Chordata; Actinopteri; Clupeiformes; Clupeidae.